Molecule: messenger RNA, 2139 nt
Organism: Phialemonium atrogriseum
Lineage: Eukaryota; Fungi; Ascomycota; Sordariomycetes; Cephalothecales; Cephalothecaceae
Product: autophagy-like protein 18
Exons: 4
Coding region: 282-1673 (463 amino acids)
Biological process (GO): protein localization to phagophore assembly site; nucleophagy; autophagy of mitochondrion
Cellular component (GO): cytosol; fungal-type vacuole membrane; extrinsic component of membrane
Molecular function (GO): phosphatidylinositol-3,5-bisphosphate binding; phosphatidylinositol-3-phosphate binding; protein binding
Source: RefSeq, a predicted model, not a curated record
AGCGGACCUUUAAAGUAAGAGCUCCAUGUGCCACCCCAGUAGCCUGCACCUGACUGGCCUCGAAUGAUUUAUCAGAACAUUGGAUCGGCAUGGAAGGACAAGUCGUGCUAGGAUAAACGGACCCAAGCUGAAGGAGUCUCCGCCGCCGGCACCGAAUCGCGAGUUUCCCGACACUAGUCUCUACGGUGGCAGCAGAGCUAGUUCGGCUCGUCAUCAACUCGAGCAUAGGAGAUACUGCCUAUCUGCUCCCGCCUGUCGCCUCCGGGCAGCCAGUUAGCAACAUGUCGUCCGGCGGGACUCUGAACUUCAUCACGUUCAACCAGGAUCACAGCUGUCUGGCUGUUGGCACAUCCAAGGGCUUUCGAAUCUACCACACCGACCCUUUCUCCAAGAUAUUCAGCAGUGACGAUGGCAGUGUCUCGAUUAUCGAGAUGCUCUUCUCGACUUCCCUGGUUGCCCUAAUACUCUCGCCGAGGCAUCUCAUUAUACAGAACACAAAGCGAGCGUCUGUAAUAUGCGAGCUCACAUUCCCCUCCGCCGUCCUGGCCGUCCGGCUGAACCGCAAGCGCUUAGCCGUUGUGUUGGAAGAGGAGAUCUACCUCUACGACAUCUCUAACAUGAGCUUACUAUACACCAUCGCCACCUCGCCCAACCCGAGUGCGAUCUGCUCCCUCUCGCCGUCGUCAGAGAACUGCUACAUUGCAUACCCACUGCCCAAGCCGCGCGACGACUCAGGCGAUAGGCGGCCCGCCCACGCUCCCCCGCUGUCUACCUACGUGCCUCCAACGUCGGGGGAGGUUCUCAUCUUCGAUACGCUCACUCUCAAAGCUGUCAAUGUCAUCGAAGCCCACCGUUCACCACUGUGUUGCAUUGCGCUGAACAGCGAAGGGACCUUGCUCGCCACGGCAUCCGAGACUGGCACCAUUAUCCGCGUCUUCAGCGUACCUCGCGGACAAAAGCUCUACCAAUUCCGGCGUGGAACCUACCCAUCAACAAUCUACAGCAUGUCUUUCAAUCUCAGUUCCACCCUCCUCUGUGUCUCGUCGACCUCCGAGACUGUCCACAUAUUUCGGCUCGGAGUGGCGCCACAUAGUGGUAACAUAUCUACUGGAUCCGAGACUCCCACCUCGCCCCGCAGAGACCGCUGGUCGCGCUCCCGCAGCCAGGAUAGCGCCGACAAUUCGCCAAGCAGCACCGCCGAGUCGCCCCGCAGCGAAGCAGCCGACUACGUCGGUAGCCCAGCAGCCCCUGCACUUCCGAACUUAGGGGGGGGAUACAAUGGAUCGAGCCCAACCGCGCACCGUCGCCAGAGCGGCUCCUUCAGCAGCAUGCUCCGGCGCUCGUCGCAGAUUAUGGGCCGCAGCGUGGCUGGGGUCGUGGGCUCGUACCUCCCAAACACCGUGACCGAGAUGUGGGAGCCACUGCGCGACUUUGCGUACAUAAAGAUUCCCAAGGCGUCCAACGUCGGCCUGCCCCGGGGCGGCGCGGGCGGGCCAUUGAGGAGCGUCGUCGCCAUGAGCAGUAGCUCCCCCCAGGUUAUGGUUGUCACUAGCGAUGGUGGCUUCUACGUCUUCAACAUAGACAUGGAACACGGAGGGGAGGGAUACCUGGUGAAGCAGUUCUCGGUCCUCGACGGCGAUGACAAACUAGACACCUCGGCGUACGGGGCUUGAGCGUUUUUUCAGGAUUUGUUUUUAAUGGCGGCAAGAGACAGCAGCUGUGUCAUAUCCUAAGGUCAAUCUUGAUUGGCAUUGUUUCUUGCUUUAAUGGGACGCAGGCUCAGGUUCGUAUGCCCCCCGGCUGUCGACCUAUUAUGGUUAACAGGAUGAUUACCUCCGUGGUUGUUAUUUUGUUUUCGGGAUCUCGCAUCGAGCCCCUUUUCUUCCGUACACUUCGAAUUAUAUCAGUGUCAGGAGGGCCGAACCCCUUGUUGAUGGAUCCCAACCUCACGUCAUAUGUGGAAAGUGGGAGUGACGACAGGCUGUAACAGAGUCUUUCGGAGGCAGCUUGUGGGUUCUUAUCACGAUACCCUCUCUUUCUGGGUUCAGUUGUCAGCGAGCGUCUUGUCAUUAAAUGUAUGUCUUGGCUAGCUUUAUGUGCAAGGUAUUCAAUGCCUGGGCAGGACUACCCCUUCAAUCA